Molecule: messenger RNA, 11394 nt
Organism: Hippocampus comes (tiger tail seahorse)
Lineage: Eukaryota; Metazoa; Chordata; Actinopteri; Syngnathiformes; Syngnathidae
Gene: ash1l
Product: ash1 (absent, small, or homeotic)-like (Drosophila)
Exons: 27
Coding region: 444-9248 (2934 amino acids)
Biological process (GO): regulation of DNA-templated transcription
Cellular component (GO): nucleus; nucleoplasm
Molecular function (GO): chromatin binding; histone H3K4 methyltransferase activity; protein binding
Source: RefSeq, a predicted model, not a curated record
CUCGCCCCCCCCGCGCCUGAGAAAGCCCGUGUUGGGCUGACACUGUAGCGACACGGGCUGAGCCGACAUGGAGGCCCGACCAACGAGAGGGCCCCGUGCUGACACAUCUAGGUUCCGCUAACACAGCGUCGGAGUGGAUUUUCGGAAGAUCUCCGAAGAAAUACAGACUACCACUCGCUCACUUGGAGUAAUGCGUGGCCACCACAUUGCCACAAACGAGGAAAGACACGGAGCCAAAUAAUGUGAACACCAUUUCUGGACGACGACAAGAGCUCAAGGACGGAGUAAGAGGGCCGAACUGACGGGGAAGGAUAGAAACCCUCUCAGGGGGGAAAAAAAGGAGAGCUUCGACCUCAUUGUUAUCCCUCUCCCCCUUUCCCUCGUCCUUCCCUCCCCGGGCCCCUUUCCUGUAUUCUUCCGAGGGUACACGUUGCCCUACCCUUAUGGAUCAGAAGAUUCACGGCAGAACGGCAACGCCGCCGCCGCCUCUUCUCUCAGGUGUUCCUACCGGGGAGCGGGAGAAAGAAGGAGGGGUUGGAAAGAAAGAAGAUGAGGAGGACAAGAAGAGGGACAAAGAGAAAGAGGCUUCCGGUGUAUCGGAUGAAACGGGAGCAGCUGCUCAAGGUGGUGCUGGUGACCAGUCGCAAUUCUCCAUCAAGGAGAGCAGCCUAUCCGAGGGCAAUGUCAAACUGAAGAUUGGUCUCCAAGCAAAACGCAUGAAAAAACCUCCCAAGAUCUUGGAGAAUUAUGUCUGCAGACCAGCUUUCCGGGCUACAAUGCGGAAUCCCGGACGGGGAGGAGGUGGCGCUCGAGGAAAUCGUGCAGGGAAUACAAACGAUGGGCCAGGUAGCCAGAGUCAGAGUCCUUCUCACGUCAGGGAAAAAGAGAAGGAGCAGAGUCCAAGUGUCAACAGACCAGUCGCACUAUCCUCAUCAAACCCAUCUUCCAAAGUCCCAACAUCACUCCCGGCUGCUGGACCUCCACUGACCAGCACAGCUGCCGUGGCACCGCCUCAAGUCAAUGGGAGCGCUUCGGGAAAACGGGCUCCACCAAAGAUGGAUUGUCUGUCUGACACAAAGUCAGACGCUAAAGCAGCUAAUGCCACAUCUGAACGGCCCCUGAAUCUUCAUCGGCCUCUCCCAGACAGCAAACUUCAUCCUUCCGGGAAGAAAACACCAACUCUGCAACCCAACCCUCGGUCAUCAGCACCCUCCUCACCAUUACCUGCAUCUAAGGAACCUAGCUGCGAAGGCGUCAAACCCCCACAACAUACAUACAGCAACGAAGGUCAACGAGAUAAAGAGAAGGCAAUUCAAAGCUGGGGAGCGCCGACCGUCACUGAAAAAUUAGCUCAACUCAUCGCCACUUGCCCGCCAUCAAAGACCGCAAAGCCUGUCAAACCUGCCAAGACGGACCCCGCUCCUUCCCACCCAAGCUCAGGUUUUAUGACACCCACAGCCAAGCAGCGAGACAGGGCUAUGGCCAAUAGGAAUACCUAUUCAAGAGUGGUUCACCUCUCUCCCCCCCUACCAGUGUCACGGCCACCUGGCCGGCCCUACGGUUCUCGGAACAAAGACAUGGCUCUGGAAAACUCACCCACCUUGACACCAACAAGGAAGGAAGACACGGAUGGAACUGGCAAACCAAACAGCGGCGGUAUUCUCAUGAGCAGCAGUAGUCGCAGCAGCAGCCCAGCACUCCUCUAUGGCAAUAACAGACUGCCUUCCAUGUCCAAGGACACUAACAAUGACAACGUUAAUAGCAUUCCUAAACUGCCGUCUCGUCCUGGUCACUUCUCAGCCCACACCUCAGGUUUGUCCACUUCUCCUGUUUCGUCCUCUUCUACCACCACAGCUGAGCAGAGGACUCUGAGUCAUCUCGGCUCCCCUGCUGCCUCACAAGCAGACCGCGCAGGAGAGACCCCCGUUCCUGCAGAGGAAAGCAUUGCAAGUCUGAGACAACACGGCAGCCCCAGAGAUGUGAGCAAUUGCGGUCCUGCGACAGGAACAGCAAGGCCUGAAGGGAGAGACAAAAGUGCUAGCAAUCAAUCACUGCGAGGUGAGGGUGACAAGAGCUCAAGUCCAACUAAGCAUAGUCCCAAUAGGGACAGCAGUCGUGUCGGUCGGCUCAUCAGCCCCCCAGAACCUGGAAGGCCUUGGGCAUCGUCUCCACCCGAGCCAGAAGGCGAAGGCAGCCCUCGGACUCCCCUUCGGGAUGAUUCUCCCGAUUCGUCCAUAGACUCUGCAACAGAGCAGGACAGUAAGCCCCUUAAAAAGCGCAGAGGAAGGAAGCCACGCUGGGGCCGUGCUAUGAACAAGGUACACGAUCAAAGAGCAGACGUCGACAGUCCGUUUGACCCGAGCAAAACCACCAUGCCUUUAUCCUCCAGCCUGGAAACGUCAUCUCCGCUUAAGAGACCCGUGGGGAGACCUCCAAAUCCAAAUAGAAUGAAACCAAAUACUCUGCCACAAAGUUCAAUGUCACGUCUCUUUACCUCGUCAUCCCAGCCCAAAAAAAGGGGAAGGCCAAAGGCGACGAUGCCCAGACUUGAUGCCCCAUCCCAUGGGCGCCCCCAUAGCAAAUUAGCCGCAUCCAAGGUUUAUUCCACUUUUUUAAAGUCCAAAGAAGAGCAAGACCCUCCUGUGCUCCAUCCAGAGGUUGACAUCAACCCCCCGAAGCCUACCGCCCGAAAACGUGGGCGCCCCAAGCGCCUUCCACCGACCUUACCCGAAGAGAGUCAGCCUCCCACAUUGGCUCCCGAAGCAGGGGACGUCGGGGACAAACGGUACCACAGCAAAGGAAAUGGGCAGCUUAUUAUGAAAACAAUCAUCGGCAAGAUCAACAAGAUGAAGAGUGUGAAACGUAAGCGUAUUCUCAGUCAAAUCCUGUUAGGACCAAGAAAAGAAGACCCCCCCAAAGUGUCUCCAAGGGCAGUGGUUGGCUCUGCGGAAGCCGCAACUCAUUCUUUGUCCUCCCUGGCCGCCUCUCUUGGGGGAAAACUUGGGCCACAAAUUAACGUGAGCAAGAAAGGCACAAUAUAUAUGGGCAAGAGGAGAGGGCGUAAACCCAAAAUGGUUCAUGGCACAGCGACGACAGCUCCGCCGGAACCCUUCUUGUCCCCGAGCAUGACUUCUCCUCUGCAUCACCAUCCAUCUCAGCAACAGCACCAGCAUUCCUCCUCGGAAAUCUUUCCUUCACCUUCCCUCUCACAGUCGAGCGGAGGCCAUAGUCCUAUCAGCGAGGGCGGCUUUGUGGAGCCGGGCUCAGUGCACUUUGCCGGUCAUCCUCACUAUUCAAACAGUCACAGCACAUUUGCUUUCCCCCCGCCCACUUUUUCAGCUCCAAAUCUCCGCAGUCCAGUCCUCGGCUCCUCUUUUAACCCGGCCACACCAACCUCUCAGAAAAAGUCGUCGUUCCGUGGGUAUCACCACCACCACCACCACCACCACCACCCCCACUACAGGCAGCACUACCACUGUCACAAGCUGUCCCCUCCUCGGCCACUACAUCCCACCUCCCCAGCGCCCCUGAGUGAGCUGAAAGAAGCCACCCCAUCCCCAGUGAGCGAGUCCCACAGCGAGGAGACCGUACCCAGUGACAGUGGCAUAGGAACAGACAACAACAGCACCUCGGACCGCGGUGAGAAAGCCGGAGGAGCAGGCGCUUUGGGUGGAUUGGGCAUAGCCGCCGGGCUCAGUGGUGGUUUAUUAAUGCCCGGUGUUAUUGGCUCAUCAAUGGGGCCAGGUUUGGCACUUAACGCAAGAGGCAGCCGACGCCACUCCGCUCUGCUCGUGGACCAUCCCUCGCCUUCUCCCUCGCCACAUAUGGCCAGGUUAUCACCUGAGCCACGGCGACCUCACCCAGCAGCCCCGUCUACCUCCAUAUUGGGCCACAAGGAAAAACAUAAGCAUAAAUGCAAGCGCCGUAGCCAUGGGUGCCCAGGCUACGAAAAGCUGAAGAGACAGAAAAGGAAACGCAAGAAGAAAUACCUACAACUCCGCUCUCGGCGGAUCGACCCCAACUUUCUUGCUGAACUGGACGAGAUUAUCAUAAGGAUGAGUGAAAUUCGCAUCGCGCAUCGUACCACUGGGCACCGUCUUGGUGGCGGCAUAGCAGCGGGGGCAACUCGAUUGCCGGGAGGAGGCAACCGCGCCAGUGGCAUGGGUGCGACCAGUGGCCCCCCACCUCAUCAUUACAUUCACAGAGAUCUCCUGCCCACCAUCUUCCGGGUUAAUUUUGGCAGCUUCUAUUCCCAUCCUGCGUACACUUGUGAUCCGUUGCACUACGUCCGUAAACCAGACAUGAAAAAGAAACGUGGGCGACCACCAAAACUCAGAGACUCCAUGUCAGAGGUUCCUUUUGUACCAGGGCUCGGAUUCCCUCUUUCCAGUGGGGGCUUCUACCAUCCUUCUUACAGUGUUCCUUAUUCCUCCGGACCCCUUGGCCUGGGCUAUUACAGGGGUUACCCUCCGGCCAGUGCUCUGUAUCCUCACCCCCACCACCAGUCACCCCACACGGCCUCAUCUCACCACUCUCAUCACUCGCCAACUUUUCCCCCUGCUCCCCCUACAUCUUACAUGCAUCAUCACCACCCCUCUCAUCUCCUGUUAAACCCUUCGAAAUUCCACAAGAAAAAACACAAGCUGCUUCGGCAGGAGUACCUCGGAGGCCGGUCUCCUGUUCUUUACCCACCCAUGUCCUCGGAGCUGUCUUUCAACUGGCACCACAAACACAAACACCGACACAGAUACAGAGAGCGAUGUGCCGACGAGGGCAGGGAAGAGGAAGAAAAAACAGUGGGCGGACCUGUAAAUCGUGGUGGCGCCGGUUUGUCUGACAGCGGAGCAUCGGGGAAAGGAGAGAGAGUUGCUCACUUGGGAAUGGCGGAGUCUUUGCAACGAUGCCGCUUUGGCCGGAGCACCUCCGGCAACGGCGCGGCCAAGCAAGCGGGUGUCACUUUAGCCAAUUCCCCUUCUUCCUCCUCCUCAUCUUCUGCAGACAGGUAUAAGCGCAAAGAAAGCUCAAUUUCCUGUCUUGGACCCUCCAGGCUAGCUUUGGGGAGCAGCUCCAAAAGCCAGCCCCCAACAGAGUCCUGGUUCAGAGUGGGCUCCUCUGAGGCCGACUACUCCAAGCUUUCACGUCGCCAUGUGUUGCCCGGUCAGGGGCGCUUCUCAAAUGGAAGGCCGGAAGAACUUCCCGCUUGCUCUGACAGUGAGGACGAGGGACCUCUCACACCCAGAGAAGACGUGGAGCCGAGAGGCCACGAUCCUCCAAAUCUCACAAAUCUCUUUGCCUCCGCUCUCACUCGCACUAACUUGAAGGGGUGCAGGAACAGAAAGAAUGAGACGGCGCCGGAGAAUACCUGCUUCCCCCGUAUGGACCGGACAUUAAGAAAAGACCGCUCCGUCUUGGCCGAGAGAAGAGAAUUAGGGCCGGCAAGCAUCCAGACGAGAGGCGGUGUACUCUCGAAAUCAGAAGGGCCGGAAGCAUCCCUGCACCACCGACAACAGCUCCAUCACCAGUCCCCUAUGUUUUACUCCCAUGGCCCGGUGUCCUCUUCCCGCCUGUCACCCUCCCAGGACUGUUGCCUCGAUGCCUCCCUUCCCCAUCAGUCGCACCGAUCGCAGAAAUCCAAGCACAGUCUUCACCACGUCAACAAAAUCCUGCGUGCCAAGAAGCUGCAGCGGCAAGCCCGUACAGGAAAUAACAUGGUGAAAAAGAGGGGCCCCGGGCGCCCCCGAAAGCAUCCGUUGCCUUCGCCGCCACCAUCACCAAUUCCUGACGUUGAAUUAAACCAAACCCGGCAUAGAGUCGGAGAUCGGCUGGCAGGAGCCAGAAUCUGGGAUGGGGAUACUGUCAAAGAUACCAUUGAGGCAGUUGUCCAAGAUCAGCGUGGCGGAGGACAGAAAAGGAAACACUGGGAGAGAGAGGAAGGCGAGGAAGAAGAGGAAGGGGAGGUGGAGGACACCGUGGAGCAAUUGCACCACAGAGAAGAACAUGUGGGCCACCCGAUGCCAAGGUCCAGACCGGGGCCUGGGAAGUGCUGGCUUGCCCAGGAUGAGAUCAGUCCCUUUGCUGGCUCAGUGGAGAGUAAGCCAGAUGGCCACCUCUCCCCACAACGCCAAGACCCAGCCUCCAGGGAACAAGCAUCAGCCAUCCCCCUCACCGGCCCACGGGAAAAGAGACUAGCCAGGCCCCCAAAGAAAAAGUUCCAGAAGGCUGGACUUUACUCGGAUGUGUUCAAGACCGAGGAUCCCCGCAGUCAGCUUCUACAGCUAAAGAAAGAGAAGCUUGAGUACAUACCUGGGGAACAUGAUUACGGAUUAUUUCCGGCACCCAUACAUGUUGGAAAGUACCUGAGACAGAAGCGCAUUGAUUUCCAGUUGCCGUACGACAUCCUAUGGCUGUGGAAACACGAUCAGCUAUACAAAAGGCCUGACGUCCCUCUUUACAAAAAGAUCAGAUCAAACGUGUAUGUUGAUGUCAAGCCUUUCUCCGGCUAUGAAACGACGACAUGCAACUGCAAAACCCCUGAGAAUCGCAGUGAAAAAGGUUGUCUGGAUGACUGCCUCAACAGGAUGAGCUUUGCCGAGUGCUCUCCCAGCACCUGCCCGUGUCGUGAGCACUGCGACAACCAGCAUAUCCAGAGGCACGAAUGGGUUCAGUGUCUGGAGCGUUUCCGUGCGGAGGGCAAGGGCUGGGGCAUCCGCACCAAGGAGAGUCUCCGCUCUGGGCAGUUCAUUAUUGAGUACCUGGGAGAAGUGGUCAGCGAACAUGAGUUCAGGAGUCGUAUGAUGCAGCAGUACUUUGCUCACAGCGGCCACUACUGUCUGAAUCUCGAUAGUGGCAUGGUGAUUGACAGCUAUAGAAUGGGCAAUGAGGCGCGCUUCAUAAACCACAGCUGUGAGCCCAACUGUGAGAUGCAGAAGUGGUCAGUCAACGGGGUGUACAGAAUUGGUCUUUUUGCGCUCAAGGACAUCAGCAGCGGUACCGAGCUCACCUACGAUUACAACUUCCAUUCCUUCAACACGGAGGAACAGCAAGUCUGUAAGUGUGGCUCAGAGAGUUGCAGAGGCAUCAUCGGCGGGAAAAGCCAGCGCGUCAAUGGACUGCCUGGCAAGGCGGCUGGUACUCGGCGACUGGGUCGACUCAAGGAGAAACGGAAAUCCAAACACCAACUUAAAAAACGAGAGGAAGAAUCAAGCGAUAGCAACAAGUUUUACCCUCAUCUUAUGAAACCCAUGUCAAACAGAGAGAGGAACUUUGUGCUCAAGCAUCGAGUGUUCCUCCUGAGGAACUGGGAAAAAAUGAGGGAAAAACAGGAAUUGCUCAAACGAGAGGGUGAAAGAGAGAGAGACCCCGGCAGCCUGUCCAUAUACACUCGCUGGGGAGGUGUCAUCCGUGAUGACGGCAACAUUAAGUCAGAUGUUUUCCUCACGCAGUUCUCAGCCCUGCAGACGUCACGGUCGGUGCGUACGCGCAGGCUUGCCGCCGCUGAAGAAAACACAGAAGUCACCCGCACUGCUCGCCUCGCGCAUAUCUUCAAGGAGAUUUGCGACAUGAUUACCAGCUACAAGGAUUCAUCCAGCCAGACGCUCGCUGCUCCACUGUUGAACCUCCCGUCACGGAAAAGGAACAGCCAUUACUACGAGAAGGUGUCGGACCCUCUGGACUUGAGCACCAUCGAGAAACAAAUCCUCACGGGCCAUUACAAGACCGUUGAAGCAUUCGACACCGACAUGCUCAAAGUGUUCCGCAAUGCUGAGAAAUAUUAUGGCCGAAAGUCGUCCAUCGGCAGGGACGUGUGCCGGCUGCGCAAAGCCUACUACAGUGCCCGCAACGAGGCUGCCGUGCAGAUCGAUGAGAUUAUGGGCGAGACGGCCAGUGAGGCCGACAGCUCCGACUCGCUGGAGCGCGACCGGGGCCACCAACCCGGAGGUUCGGGAUCCCACGACAAGGACGACGACGUGAUCCGCUGCAUCUGUGGCAUGUACAAGGACGAAGGCUUGAUGAUCCAGUGUGAAAAGUGCAUGGUAUGGCAACACUGCGACUGCAUGCGGUUGGAGACGGAAGUGGAGCACUAUCUGUGUGAGGAGUGUGAGCCGAGGCCUGUGGACACGGAAGUCCCCAUGAUACCUCAACCCAGCUACGCCCAGGCUGGCUCCGUCUACUACAUCUGCCUCCUAAGAGAUGAGCUGCUUCUGCACCAAGGCGACUGUGUGUACCUGAUGCGAGACAGCAGACGCACACCCGAGGGCCAGCCCAUCAGACAGUCUUACCGCCUCCUCUCUCACGUCAACCGGGACAAACUUGACAUCUUCCGCAUCGAGAAACUCUGGAAGAACGAAAAGGGUGAGCGGUUCGCCUUUGGCCACCACUACUUCCGUCCUCACGAGACACACCAUUCGCCAUCGCGCCGGUUCUACCAGAACGAGUUAUUUCGCAUGCCACUCUACGAGAUCAUCCCCCUUGAAGCGGUGGUCGCCACCUGCUGCGUCCUUGAUCUCUACACGUACUGCAAAGGCCGGCCAAAGGGGGUGAAAGAGCCAGAUGUGUACAUCUGUGACUACCGCUUGGACAAAUCAGCUCACCUUUUCUACAAAAUACAUCGGAACCGCUACCCAGUGUGUACCAAGCCAUACGCCUUCAACCAUUUCCCCAAGCGGCUGACACCCAAGAGAGACUUCUCGCCUCACUACGUUCCUGACAACUACAAGAGGAAUGGGGGCCGCUCGGCAUGGAAGAGUGAGCGUUCCAAAGGAUCCGCCGGCUGCGAGGACGACGGCUCUUCAUGCGAGCGGGGAGAUGGCUUUCCACCAGAGGCUGGAGACAGGAGAUUGGAGGAGGACGUGGACGUAGCCGCGGGCGCUCCUCAACUUUUAGCGGGCAGGCCUCCGCCAGCAGAAGGGGACAACGAUGAAGAUGAAGAGGGGGCUGAAGGGCAAGGGCCUGAGGCGGAGGAACAGAAGGAGCAGCGGGAGGGCUCCACCGAGAGGAUCGGGGAGAUGCCCGAGCAGCCGUCCUCGUCAGCCUGCUCCCCGCUUCGCCACCCUGCGCUGGGCAGGAGGGAGGCCCAAAGGGAGCGGCUCAACAAGAUUCUCUUGGAUCUGCUACACAGAACACCCAGCAAGAAUGGUGAGGAAUCAGCCGUAGAUGUCACUUAUCUCCUGGAGGAGGAUGAGGAGGAGGAGGAGGGUGCAGGGCGGCGCCUACGGCAACAGACACUUGGAUGUGGUGAUAUUUGUUGACAGAAAGUAACAUUUCAACAUGCCAGGCAAGGUACUGUCUUUCACUUUCUGAAGCGCAGGGAGAUGAUCACAAAGGAAAUGAUUCUAGUUGGCCAUCCAAACCCUUCCAGACCAUAAUGCGUCUUUUGGACCUCCCGGUAUACCUCCUCCAGGACUUGGUCAUCUCAACUCUUGAGACGGUGGAGGGGGUUUGGAAGCUCCGAGUUUAUGUCCAUUACAUUUCCAAGGAGCGCUUGUCAGAUGAACCCAUGGGACAAAAAGCCCACACAUCCACUGAAAUGACACAUUUGGUACGGAGUAGCACGCUGACUGAUGGCUAUCGCUCACUCAGUGCAAAUAAGAAUGCUGGAGACUUGCUCGCCCUUGUGGGACCAUGCUGCAAUGUCAGUGCAUCAAAUGAGGGACACUACCGCGUGCGCGUGUGUGUGCGUGCGCGCGUGCUGGAAUUUUUGGAGUGGAAGUAAACAAGUAGAGGUGCAAGAUGCUGCUCGUGAGAAGAGGGGGGGAAAAAAAGGUAGGUAGACUGCACUUUUGGUACCAUGGAUAUAGUGAAUCUCGAUGUAAUGUAACUGUAUUGAAAACACACUAAAAUAGUGCUUGAUGAUGCUGCGUGUGUGUGUGUGUGGGGGGGGGGGGUCAAUUACGUUUUCCCUAGCAUACUGUACUUAACUUACUCAUGUAGACCCAGACUAGGCCUGUUUGUUCCUAAAGGGAGGGAGGGAAGACUGAGCGCUUUUUGUCAAGUGUAUUGUUGAGGUUUGGAUUUUCCGUUUUUUUUUUUUCCCCUCCCUGUACGACGGUCGGCUUUUCAAAUGAUGGAUUCACCAGCUUAACUAAAUCAGGUGGGAGGGACAUGGGCUUCAACUGUAACGCCUUACUCGGUUGUGCUCUCUAACUGCCCGUUUUUCAGUGUGCAUUACACACACUUUCUGUGCAUCUAUACAGGCGACACAAUUUCCUGAAGAGUUCCAUUUUUUUUUUUAAAGAAAAAAAAACAAGGGCUUAAUGGCAAUUAACAGUUUUCAGAAAACUAUGGAAAGCAUUGCUUAACAUGAAAUGUAUCGUGAUGGUCGUAUUUUCUUAUAUUCUGUGAGACAAGUGAAUACUGUAUAUAGGGAGAAAAAUUAACUUUGGUCUCUUUGUCCCUUGUUGCCAUGGAGAAUGUUUGAAAAGAAUUAGUGUUAUCUGAUGCGACCCCCCCCCACACCCCCGCCGCCCAAAAGGGACGAGCGACGGAGUCCCAAUGUUGUAAACUGACUAAGAAUCCAUUAAAAUGACACUGAGGAUGGACAAUUGUAAUGCUUCAGCUGUACAGUGUGCCAAGUUGUGUAUAUAGACACGCUUUACAUUGAGGGGUUUCUCCUAAAGCAAUAUCUUGGAUAAAAUGAAUUCGUUUGUUAUUGUACUGUACAGGACUCAGCCCUAAAUGUAUUGCGAUUAUUAUGAUCAUGCUAAUAUUUCAAUGGCUUUGUAUUGCUAUUAUGAAGACACUUAAACUUCUCACCCUAACUUCCCUGACAACUUAGAAGCCCAACUUUUGUUGCCUAUAACAGAAAUUCAUGUAAAUGUUGUGCAUGAGCGAGAAGAAUGUCAAGCCAAACACAAGGCAGCGGGCCACGGCAGUGACACAGCAACACCCUUGCCACUGAACAUUGUUACUAAUAUUGCUUUUAUUAAGGGGGAGUAUACUCCUAUGUUUUGUUUUGUUUUUGUUUUGUUUUUUUGCUGCAAAGUGUUGAACACUAAAAAAGCUAGCCAACAUAAAAAGGUUAUAGUAUUUUUGAGCAGUGAUAAAAACAAAAAUGAACCCAUCAGACCAUUAUCACGUUCCUGUUAUUUUUUUUUCAAAUCGGAAAUGGUUCCCUUUUGUGAUAGCAGUCAGUGUAUGAUGCUUGUACUUGUAUUUGUGCGUUUUCUGUGAUUUCUUUAGUUAUUUUUAGACAAUCACAAAAUAAGAUGCAAGCAUUGUAAAUGGCAAAUCGGCUGACAUUUUGUGACGUGUACAGUUUGUCAAAAACUCUCCCCACUCGUUAAACGUUUGUAAUUAUGAUUCUUAAGUCAUGAAAAUAUGCUGUUGGUUUUUACUUUUUGUUUUAUAUUUGUUUGUUUUGUUUGAUUUUUUAAUAAAAAGCACUACGUUAUUGUA